Lolium rigidum is the source of this 1017-nucleotide messenger RNA. RefSeq names its product glucan endo-1,3-beta-glucosidase, acidic isoform-like. The transcript has 2 exons. Lineage: Eukaryota; Viridiplantae; Streptophyta; Magnoliopsida; Poales; Poaceae. Gene Ontology annotation, cellular component: plasma membrane. Gene Ontology annotation, molecular function: hydrolase activity, hydrolyzing O-glycosyl compounds. The record is from RefSeq and is a predicted model, not a curated record. Gene Ontology annotation, biological process: carbohydrate metabolic process. Bases 1 to 1017 code for a protein of 338 amino acids.
AUGGCACGGCAACAUGCUGCCUCUGUGCUUGCCGCGGCGUUGGUCUUCGGGAUACUCGCAUCCAUCCCAGCUGAGGUGCGAUCCAUCGGCGUGUGCUACGGCGUUAAGGGCGACCACCUGCACAUGCCGUCGGCGAGCGAUGUGGUGAAGCUCUAUGUAUCCAGGGGCAUCACCGGCAUGCGCAUCUAUGAGGCCAACGCUGAGACGCUCGCGGCCCUCGACGGAACCGGCAUCGACCUCAUCGUGGACGUACCCAACCACCAGGUCGCCAAGAUGGCCUAUUGCCCCUGCGCCGCGUCCAAAUGGGUCCAAGACUACGUCGUGGCCUACCCGGGCGUGAGCAUCAGGUACAUCGCCGUCGGCAACGAGGUGAACGGCGACGAGCCGCUGGCGCAAAACAUCCUCCCAGCCAUGCAGAACAUGAACGCCGCCUUGUCCUUGGCCGGCUUCGAGCAAAUCAAGGUGUCCACGGCGGUGCAAUCGGGUGUGACAACGGGGUACCCUCCCUCCCACGGUACCUUCUCUCCCGAACGGGGUGCCCACAUGCCGCCCAUCGCGCUGUACCUUGCCAAGACGGGUGCGCCGCUGCUUGCUAACGUGUACCCCUACUUCGCCUACACGGGCACGCCCGGGAUUGACAUCAAGUACGCCCUCUUCACCUCGUUGGGCACGGUGGUGCAGGAUGACAACGGUCUCGCCUACCAGAACCUGUUCGAUGCGAUGGUUGACACGUUCUACGCGGCGCUCCAGAGCGCCGGGGCAACGGAUGUCGGCAUUGUGGUGUCCGAGAGCGGGUGGCCGUCGGCCGGCGCAACGGCUGCGACUGUUAGUAACGCGCAGGCGUACAACCAGGGGCUGAUCGACCACGUCUCCUAUGGCACGCCCAAGGUGCCGCAGCCGCUGGAGACGUACAUAUUCGCUAUGUUUAACGAGAACGAGAAGACAGGUGAAGAGACGGAGAAGCACUUUGGGCUGUUCAACCCGGACAUGUCGUCGGCGUACGAUAUCAACUUCUAA